AUGGGUAUUCCGAGCCUCCUCCCCUUCCUCGACGACGCGAUGGAGGACGCGCACAUCUCCCGGUACACCGGGAAGAAGGCCGCGAUCGACGGGUAUGCCUGGCUGCACAAGGCCGCACACACCUGCGUCAACGAACUGGCAAACGGCUUCCACACGACCGCGCACGUCGACUAUUGCGUCAAUAAGUUCAAAUUGAUGCGCGAGAACGGCGUCGAGCCCGUCCUCGUCCUCGACGGGGCGGCGCUCCCCGCCAAGGCCGCCACUGAGUCGUCGCGCCGUGCCUCCCGCGACCGCCACCGGCGCGAGGCCAACGAGAUGCUCAAGUCCAACGCGCCGGGCUGGAGGGACGAGCUCGCCAAGGCGAUCGACAUCACGCCCGAGCACGCCCACCAGCUCAUCCUCGCCUGCCGGAGGCACAACAUCGCCUACUACGUCGCGCCUUACGAGGCGGACGCUCAGCUCGCGCUGCUCGCGACCCGCGGCCACGUCCAGCUCGUCGUGGCGGAGGACUCGGACAUGGUGCCCUUUGGCUGCCCGGCGGUGCUCUUCAAGAUGGACGGCAGCGGG
This is a messenger RNA of Emiliania huxleyi CCMP1516, 567 nucleotides long. RefSeq lists its product as hypothetical. Gene Ontology annotation, molecular function: 5'-flap endonuclease activity; metal ion binding. The record is from RefSeq and is a predicted model, not a curated record. The annotation marks the transcript as partial. Lineage: Eukaryota; Haptophyta; Isochrysidales; Noelaerhabdaceae. The transcript has a single exon.